CACGUCGCUGUCCAUGCAGCUUCGGCUCUGAACUUCAAGUCGUCUUCUUCGUCAUUAUCCGUCUUGAACUGGUCCAAGCUCGCUUUGGCUCUUACUGUGGACACCCUCGUCAUCUUAAGAAUCCCCCUCCCGAAACUCGUCCAGGGAAAGAGACUCGUGACCCGUUCGCUCGUCGCUGCAAAGCGUGUCAGAUUGAUUGAUCGUUACGCCUAUAACUGCGGAAAGAGCUCAGACUCUUUGGCUUCUUAUACGAAAGAACUGGUGCUUCGCUUCUGAGAUCUUUGCUCUGUUCGUCGUUUCAACUCGUUGGUCAUGAACAUACUGCAUAUACAAGACAGAGGAGUGUGAGAUAAUUGUGAAUAUCAAGCUUAUCGAUCGAGUUGAGACCGAGGAAACCGGUUGAAUCUGCUGUAAGCUAUGGGUUUACGUAACCCGAGAUCCAUAAGAGUUCACGACGAAUUCGAAUUGUCCGAGCUCCCGACUCUUAGAGACGAUGGAUCCAUUAGAAUCUCGCACAACAAUGGUAGGAAGCAAGCAUAUGAACCAAGUUUCGUGGAGAACGAGGACAAGAAGUCACAGAAGAACCCGACUUCCUUGAGAGCAAAAGUACUCUACAGAGUCUUCUCCGAGGAUUAUGAGAGAGGGAAAAGAAAACUUCUGGAUCCCCGAGGGAGGACGAUGCAGCGGUGGAACAGAGUUUUCUUGGCGGCGUGCUUAGUUUCGCUCUUCGUCGAUCCUCUGUUCUUUUACUUGCAAGUAGUGUGGGAGGAACAGUGCAUAAACAUUGGAGUGCGCCUCGAAGUCAUCCUCACCGCCGUCCGAUCGCUGGUCGACAUCUUUUACAUGAUACAGAUUUACAUUCGGUUCCGUACGGCUUAUGUGGCGCCUUCUUCCCGUGUUUUCGGGAGAGGAGAACUCGUAAUUGAUCCUUCAAAGAUUGCACGAAGGUACUUAAGGAGAGGCUUUUGGAUCGACUUCAUCGCCGCGCUCCCACUUCCUCAGGUGUUGAUAUGGGUGAUCAUCCCCAAUCUUGAGGGUUCGACAAUCGCCAAUACGAAAAAUGUGCUUCGCUUCAUUAUUAUCUUCCAGUACCUCCCCAGACUCUUUCUUAUCGUUCCUCUGACAUCGCAAAUUGUGAAGGCCACCGGUGUUGUCACAGAACAAGCUUGGGCUGGAGCUGCUUAUAAUCUGAUUCUUUACUUGCUCGCGAGCCAUGUUCUGGGAUCCUGCUGGUACCUCCUGUCCAUUGAACGGCAAGAAGCGUGUUGGAAAUCCGUGUGCAGCAAAGAGAAGUCAUCUUGCAAUUAUCAAUUCUUCGAUUGUCACAAAGUCGAUGACCCUGCCAGGAAUGCUUGGUUUCAGUCGAGCAACGUCACAAAGUUAUGCAGACCAAGUAGUGAGUAUUACGAGUUCGGGAUAUAUGGCGAUGCGCAGAUGCACAUUUUGAGUUCUUCGCCAUUUGUGAACAAGUACUUUUACUGCCUCUGGUGGGGCUUGAAGAACCUGAGUUCCUUGGGGCAAAACUUGUCGACGAGCACCUACGUUGGAGAGAUCGUAUUCGCCAUCAUCAUCGCCACUCUUGGCUUGGUGCUCUUCGCACAGCUCAUCGGCAAUAUGCAAAGAUACCUCCAAUCGACAACAGUCAGGUUAGAGGAAUGGAGGGUAAAGAGGAACGACACCGAAAGAUGGAUGCGCCACAGGCAGCUACCACAGGAGCUGAGGCAGUCUAUUAGGAAAUAUGAUCAGUACAGGUGGGUCGCCACCAGGGGAGUCGACGAAGAAUCUAUUCUGCAAGGCCUCCCUAUGGAUCUGCGGAGAGACAUCAAGCGACACCUCUGCCUCGAUCUAGUCCGACGUGUACAUCUGUUUGAUCAGAUGGACGAUAAGACACUCGAUGCGAUUUGUGAAAGGCUCAAACCCGCCUUGUGCACCGAAGGAACGUUCUUGGUGCGCGAAGGUGAUCCGGUGAACGAGAUGCUCUUUAUAUUCCGAGGCCACCUCGACUCUUACACCACCAAUGGGGGCCGCACCGGGUUCUUCAACUCUUGCCACAUCGGUCCGGGAGAUUUCUGCGGUGAAGAGCUGCUCACGUGGGCCCUGGACCUGAACCCCAGCAUUAUCCUACCAUCAUCGACCCGCUCGGUCAAGGCCCUCUCCGAAGUGGAGGCUUUCGCACUGAGGGCAGAUGACUUGAAAUUCGUGGCGUCGCAGUUCCGGAGACUUCACAGCAAGCAACUAAGGCAGAAGUUUAGGUUCUACUCACACCAUUGGCGAACAUGGGGUGCAUGCUUCAUACAAGCAGCAUGGCGGCGAUUUAAGCGACGCAAAGAACUCGCCCAGCUCAUGGCCAGAGAAAGUUCCCUUGCUUUUUCCGAAGCCCGGACUCAAUCUUCUAAGUCCGGAUGGGGCGUGUACGACACAGAAAUGGGCUGUAGCUCUACAGGGAGCUUUCAUCAGCACUCGGGAUCGAGUCCUAGCAUGGUCAGUGCAUUGCAGAAGCCGGCAGAGCCUGACUUUUCGGUCGAUGUGGAUUGAAUUGUUAAUUGAUCUCGAUUCGGCUCAAUUCAGAAUUCGCAUAACGGAGCAUGUAUAGGUUCUUUUUUUUUUUUUUUUGGGUGCCUAUUCUUUGUUUCUUUGGUUCAAUGAGAUCAGAAUUUGAUGUAUACUAUGCUAUCCAGUCUCGUUCUUGAAACCUAGAGUAUAGAUUGAGGACAUGGACUUUGUAACAGUUUUGAACAGUGAAAGAUCAUACAGUAAAUCAGAUUGAUCAGCUGCAUAUUCAAUCAGCUGAUUAGAGAA
Rhodamnia argentea is the source of this 2799-nucleotide messenger RNA. RefSeq names its product protein CNGC15b-like. Gene Ontology annotation, molecular function: voltage-gated potassium channel activity. The record is from RefSeq and is a predicted model, not a curated record. NCBI's taxonomy places the organism in Eukaryota, Viridiplantae, Streptophyta, Magnoliopsida, Myrtales, Myrtaceae. Gene Ontology annotation, cellular component: membrane. The transcript has 8 exons. Gene Ontology annotation, biological process: transmembrane transport; potassium ion transport. The coding region runs from base 418 to 2535 and encodes 705 amino acids.